ACUCCGCCCGUGCUCCGUCCUUCGCUCCUGUUCCGUCAGGCACUGUGAGGGGUCAACGUGAGGUCGGUGGGGUUAGUAACGCGGCGGCGGCGGCGGCGGCUCCUCCUCCAAGAUCUGAGCAGGGUGCCAGAACAGGAUGUACACGCUGCUCUCGGGGUUGUACAAGUACAUGUUCCAGAAGGAUGAAUACUGCAUCCUGAUCCUGGGCCUGGACAAUGCUGGGAAGACGACCUUCCUGGAACAGUCAAAAACACGCUUUAACAAGAACUACAAGGGGAUGAGUCUCUCCAAAAUCACCACCACCGUGGGUCUAAACAUUGGCACUGUGGACGUGGGAAAGGCUCGUCUCAUGUUUUGGGACUUAGGUGGGCAGGAAGAGCUACAGUCUUUGUGGGACAAGUACUAUGCAGAGUGCCAUGGUGUCAUCUAUGUCAUUGAUUCCACUGAUGAAGAGAGGCUGUCAGAAUCAAAAGAGGCAUUUGAGAAGGUGGUUUCGAGUGAAGCACUGGACGGUGUUCCCAUCCUGGUGUUGGCCAACAAGCAGGAUGUGGAGACUUGCCUCUCCAUUCCUGACAUCAAGACUGCAUUCAGUGACUGUACCUGUAAGAUUGGCCGGCGAGAUUGUCUGACCCAGGCCUGCUCUGCCCUCACAGGCAAAGGAGUCCGAGAGGGCAUCGAAUGGAUGGUGAAGUGUGUCGUGCGGAAUGUUCACCGGCCACCACGGCAGAGGGACAUCACAUAAGCACCUCCAACCUCAGUCUUGGACUGUUCGUCUCCUAGUGUUGGAAGAGUAUUCUCUGCUGGCUUCUAUCCUACUGACGCUGGGGGUUGAGCUGACUUUGUCUGUUCAUUCAUUUAUUUGCUUUAUGUUUUCUCUAAGACAAACUUUUCUCUGUGUCUGGAAAAGUGUAGGUAUUCAGAGACAAACAUGGGGCACGCCGACAAUCCAGAUCUACAUGCCCUACACCUCCAUCCCCUGACAGAGAUUUAGAGCCCUGCCUGACAGACAUGUCAGGGUGUGGAACCCUCCCAACCUUGUGAGAAGGGGAAGGCAUGAGGCCAAAGUAGAAUUUAAGGUCAUCCUACUUGAAAUGGGGGGUGGGGAGAGUUGUUCCUGUGACAGCUAACUGCUUUGUCCAGCUUGUCCAUGGAGAAGGUGGGCUUAUCUCACUUGGAGAAAGAACCCACAUCUGAGAGACCAGCAUGGCCCCUAGUUGUUUUGUGUGGAGUUGGAUAUAUGUGUGGGAGAGACAAGAUUUCUCUGUAGCCCCAGUUAAUCUGUAACUCUCCGCCUCCUUCCCUCCUAUAUCUGUGGUAAUUACACCAAGUUUUCUACUAGGUUCUGAUACACUCUCAGAACAGGGUUCAAUAGACCUGCCUGGGAAGCCUAAGUUCCCUUAUUAACUCAUUCUCAGUCUGCUUUUAUCUCCUAAGGAGAGAGCUGAUCUUACUGGUGUGUGUUUCAGUACACCCAUACACAGGUUGUGUCGUAUCCUGAGGGCACAGAUUUCACUAUGUCAAGUGUUGGUCUAGCUAUUGCAGGUGGGUAUCACAUGUUUUGAGUAAGGUGGGCUGUGUCCCAACAGGGUCCAGGUCAGUGAAGUACUGGGUUUGCAUCUCCAGAUGUGUGUGAGAUAUAUGUUCAUGUAAGGUGCAGGUUCCUGGGGAGGCAGCAGCUAUGCUGGGACUGGCCAUGCCCACUAGACCUACUGGGUUAAAUUUUUCAUCAUGUGGUCAGGACAAUGUUUAAAAUAAAAGCUGCCUGUCUAACCAU
This is a messenger RNA of Mus pahari (shrew mouse), 1774 nucleotides long. RefSeq names its product ADP ribosylation factor related protein 1 (gene Arfrp1). Gene Ontology annotation, biological process: Golgi to plasma membrane protein transport; intracellular protein transport; protein localization to organelle. The record is from RefSeq and is a predicted model, not a curated record. Lineage: Eukaryota; Metazoa; Chordata; Mammalia; Rodentia; Muridae. Bases 137 to 742 code for a protein of 201 amino acids. Gene Ontology annotation, cellular component: Golgi apparatus. Gene Ontology annotation, molecular function: GTP binding; GTPase activity. The transcript is spliced from 8 exons.